Molecule: messenger RNA, 3177 nt
Organism: Rhagoletis zephyria (snowberry fruit fly)
Lineage: Eukaryota; Metazoa; Arthropoda; Insecta; Diptera; Tephritidae
Molecular function (GO): monooxygenase activity; heme binding; oxidoreductase activity, acting on paired donors, with incorporation or reduction of molecular oxygen
Source: RefSeq, a predicted model, not a curated record
AUGAUCAACAACUCCCUGACUUUCGAUGCCCUGCGUGAGUUCGACGAGGCUGCAGUAGAGGUGCGCAUCGAGCAAGCGGAUCGAAUGGAGAAGAGGUUCGAUGCCCUUCACACGCAACUAGAGGACAACGACGCUGAUGAUCUUUUGACUGCAUUUACUAGUAACUAUAUCGAGUUAAAAACCAAGCUGACACGUCAGCUGCACACAUGCCGAGCUUCAGAAGCGCAUAGCUCUACGACAUUUUCUGGUAAUCAACCUUCGAUCAUCGUCACUCAACCAAAGCAGAGGUUACCUGUCUUACAAAUCCUUAAGUUUAGCGGUAACUGUUUAGAAUGGCCAGAUUUUUUCUCGAUGUUUAACACCGUUGUACAUCAGGACGUAGAUUUGACAAGAAUUGAGAAAUUCCAGCACCUUCGGUCAAGUCUACGUGAUGCAGCGUUGGACACAAUUCGUUCCUUAGAAAUAAGUGAACAAAAUUAUGAGAAGGCCAUUGAUUUGUUAAAAGCUCGAUUUGAUAACAAGCGUUUAAACUUCCAGGCUCAUAUCCGAGACAUUGUUCAGCUCAAGAGGGUAGAGGGUGAAAGGGUUGUCAAACUUCGAGAACUCAGCGAUACGGUAAAUGCUCACUUACGAGCUUUGCAAACUAUGGGAACAAAGGAGCAGAUCGCCGAUUGCUUACUCAUUCAACUCGUUUCUGGAAAAUUGGACGUCAAAUCUCGGGCGAAAUGGGAGGAACAAACACCAGCAAACGAAAUACCUACUUGGAGUUCAAUGGCUAUAUUUUUGGAACAACGCUGCCAGCGACUGGAAAAUGUGCAGAACGCUAUUGCACCGCCGGAAAAUCAGGUAGGAAAGAAAUCGUCCAAUAACAAUAACAGUCGCAAGGUUCUGCUAACGUCAGCUGUAGCUGCAUGCAUAUUGUGCAGUUCUAGCGAGCACAACAUCGCAAAGUGCGAACAGUUUCUAUGCCUUUCGCCUACAGCACGCUACAAAGAAGCAAAAAGAUUGCACUUAUGUUUGAAUUGCCUUCGACACGGUCAUUCACUUAAGGACUGCAAGUCCGGUCACUGUAGACAUUGCACUUCGAAGCAUCACAGUCUGCUUCAUCAAGAAACAAAUUCAUUUUCGACUUCGUCACAAGCAUUGGAUUCUGCCAAACGGCCGUCGCAAGCGCAAUCAACAACAACAACAACAAUCCCUACUUCUAUCAAUUCGUACUUGCCUUCGUCUUCAUCUUUCGGUCCUUCAGCUUCUGCAUUUGUCAGUUCUGAAGUUCAAGCCAGCGUUGCUGACAGAGAUUUCGUUCUCUUAGCAACCGCCAUCAUUUACCUACAAUUGAAGAAGAUCAAGUCUUCGCAGUUCAUUUCUGAUAUAGGCCAAAAUGAGUUCGUUGCUAAUCAUAUCGUUGAUUUAGACCUGCAUUCGCGCAUUAAUGAUUACACUGCUAAAUUGUCUGCGGUUGCAACAUCCACCAUUACCGAUGUUCAACCAACUCGCUCUUUAAAGGGUAUUAAUUGGAACAUACCAUCAAACAUACGCUUAGCGGAUCCACAAUUCUUCGAACCUCAGCGCAUUGAUAUGCUCAUUGGAGCUAGUUUAUUUUUCGACCUCCUCUGCGUCGGUCAGAUUCGCUUGGCUGAAAACUUGCCACUUUUACAAAAAACAAAGUUAGGCUGGGUUGUAUCAGGCGCAACUACAUGCAAUGUUCAGAAACUAUCUUGCUUAGCAGCCAUCGACAUAGCUCUAGCAAAUGACACAGAUGUCGAGUUAAACAACCUGGUUCAGCGAUUUUGGGCCAUCGAGAAUUGUAAUGACUCCGCACCAAAGAAUACAGUAGAGGAAGACUUGUGCGAAGAACAUUUCAUCAAAACCCAUAAGAGAUUAGAAUCUGGUGAGUUUUCGGUUCGAUUGCCAGCAAAAUCGCCUCAUUGCGAAUUAGGAGAAUCGUAUCAGCAGGCCAUCAAUCGGUUCAAAGCUUUAGAGCGGAAAUUUCAGCGCAAUGCUGAACUAAAACAACAAUAUUCGUCGUUUAUCAAGGAGUACCUUGAUUUGAAUCAUAUGUCAGUCGUUGACACUAUACCAAAGCAAAUUCAAGUGAAUUUUUUGCCACAUCACUGUGUGUUGAAAGCUGAUAGCACCACAACAAAACUGAGUGUGGUUUUUGAUGGCUCUGCGCCAACCAGCAAUGGACGUUCGCUGAAUUCGAUCCUGAUGAAAGGACCAACUAUUCAACCACCUCUUUUUGAUAUUUUGCUUAGAUCUCGCACAUUUAAAAUUGCUNUUACUGCAGACAUCGCUAAAAUGUACCGUUUCGACCGUUACUUGAUAAUGCCCGAGGCGGACCUACAAAUACAUGGGUUUUGCGAUGCGAGUAUUGCUGCUUAUGGUGCCUGCAUAUACAUACGUGCUGAAAGUGAGGGACACAUGCUAACCAAUCUUCUCUGCUCCAAAUCUCGUGUAGCUCCACUUAAAGCGCUCACGGUACCGAAGCUUGAGCUUUCUGGAGCAUUACUUUUAGCCGAGUUAAUCGCAAAAGUGGUAAGCGCAACGCAUUUCAAAGGAAAAAAGGUAUUUUGUUGGUCAGACUCCACAAUAGUGCUAUCAUGGCUACGUAAUGAACCGGCCAACUUCAACGUUUUUGUCGCAAAUCGUAUUAAUGCAAUUCAGACCCUAACUAAAGGUAUGACUUGGGGCUAUGUUCCAACCGAUUCCAACCCAGCAGACAUUCUUUCAAGAGGCGCUAGUCCGANCAAAGUCGCUGUUUAUAUCUGGUUUCGUCAGCAUUUUCGUUAUUGGCAAGUGCGUGGGCUACCCCAAAUCCCGCCCACACUGAUCGCUGGCAAUGUCUUCGAUCAGCUACGUUACCGCUGCUGCUUUGGCGAACAAUUCCAGUCGCUCUACGAUCAUCCGGCCGCCAGCGGUCAUGACUUUGUGGGAAUACAUGUGCUGCAUAACCAUGCGCUGAAGUUGCGUGACCCUGCGCUCAUCAAACGUGUGCUCGUGAGGGACUUUAGUGCAUUUUCCAGCCGCUUCGAACGCACUGACGCCGGUGGUGAUGCGAUGGGUUCGCUGAAUUUGUUUUUUGCGCAAUACGAAGUAUGGACGGAGAUACAUCAGAUAUUUUCACCACUAUUUUCUCACGGGAGGGCGAAGCAAAUGUAUCCGCUGCUGCAAUAG